Messenger RNA from Talpa occidentalis (Iberian mole), 948 nucleotides. Its product is annotated as olfactory receptor 51Q1-like. The transcript has a single exon. Gene Ontology annotation, molecular function: olfactory receptor activity; G protein-coupled receptor activity. The coding region runs from base 1 to 948 and encodes 315 amino acids. The record is from RefSeq and is a predicted model, not a curated record. Gene Ontology annotation, biological process: G protein-coupled receptor signaling pathway. Lineage: Eukaryota; Metazoa; Chordata; Mammalia; Eulipotyphla; Talpidae. Gene Ontology annotation, cellular component: membrane.
AUGUCUGAAGUGAGGAAUACCACACAAGAGCCCUUCUACUUCAUCCUCACGGGCAUCCCUGGGUUUGAGGCUUACCACAUCUGGAUCUCCAUCCCUUUCUGCUGUCUCUAUGCCAUCUCCAUCAUGGGCAACACCACCAUUCUCACUGUGAUCCGCAUAGACCCUUCCCUCCACCAGCCCAUGUACCUGUUUCUCUCCAUGCUGGCCCUGACUGACCUGGGUCUCACCCUCACCACCCUGCCCACGGUCAUGCAGAUCCUCUGGUUCAAUGUUCAAGAAAUCAGCUUUGAAGCUUGCUUUGCACAGUUAUUUUUCAUGCACACCUUCUCCUUCAUGGAAUCUUCUGUUCUGCUGGCCAUGUCCUUUGACCGCUAUGUUGCCAUCUGCCGCCCCUUGCAUUACGUCACCAUCCUCACCAGUGAAGUCAUUGGCAGGAUUGGGAUAGCCAUCAUUGUCCGCUGUGUUCUGGCUGUUCUUCCCUCCCUUUUCCUUCUCAAGCGCCUGCCCUUCUGCCGCUCCCACCUUCUCUCGCACUCCUACUGCCUCCACCAGGAUAUGAUUCGUCUGGUCUGUGCUGACAUCCGGGUCAACAGCUGGUAUGGAUUGGCUAUCGUUUUGCUCAUUAUCGUGAUGGACCCUUUGCUCAUUGUGGGGUCCUAUACACUCAUUCUGAAAAGUGUCCUGGGCACUGCCACUCGGACUGAGAGGCUCCGAGCCCUCAAUAACUGUUUGUCCCACAUUCUGGCUGUUCUAGUCCUUUAUGUUCCUAUGAUUGGAGUUUCCAUGACCCACCGCUUUGCCAAGCACAACUCUCCACUGCUCCAUGUUAUCAUGGCCAAUGUCUACCUGUUGGCACCUCCUGUGAUGAACCCCAUCAUUUACAGUGUAAAGACUAAGCAGAUCCGCCAGGGAAUCUUCCAUCUCCUCCUUCAGAGGAAAGCACACUGA